GAGCAAGGAGGCUGUCACGUGAGGCCUCUAGAUGAAGCACAAUUUUACAUGGGGAGUUUCUGCACACACCAUAAAUUUAGUAUUCUCAAGACCAUUGAGGCUGAUUGCACCUUUCUCUGAUCAUUGCAAAGCUCUUCAAAUUUGCUACCUGUCUUCAAGAAUGGCUCAAGCUGGGAAGAAAGCAGCUCUCAUAGGGUCUGGAAACUGGGGCUCGGCUAUAGCUCGUAUAGUUGGUGCGACCACUAGGGACCUUCCUGAUUUCCAGUCCGAGGUCAAGAUGUGGGUGUUUCCUGAGAAGGUGAACGGGAGAGAUCUCGGGGAUAUCAUUAAUACCGAACAUGAGAAUGUCAAGUAUCUGCCUGGCUUUAAAAUCCCUGAGAACGUCGUUGCCUGUCCUGAUGUGAUUGAAACAAUCAAGGGUGCAGACAUUCUCAUCUUUGUAGUGCCACAUCAGUUCAUCGCACGGAUAUGUGAACAAAUUAAAGACCAUAUCAAACCUGGUGUUUUUGGUAUCUCGCUGAUAAAGGGAAUGGACGUGAAGGAUGGUAACAUUCGCCUGAUAUCUGAGGUCAUCAGUAACGCACUGAGCAUCGAUAUGUCUGUCCUAAUGGGGGCCAAUGUAGCCAAAGACGUGGCCCAGGAAGAUUUCUGUGAAUCUACCAUAGGGUGCCGCUCGACUGAGCAAGGUGAUUUGCUGAAGAAGUUGUUCCACUCGCCAACUUUUCAAAUCAGAAUCAUACCAGAUCUGAUUACCGUGGAGCUGUGUGGAGCACUCAAGAAUAUUGUUGCAGUUGCAGCUGGAUUUUGUGACGGCCUGCAGUACGGCACUAGCACAAAGGCAGCAGUGCUACGUAUUGGCCUCGGUGAGAUGUGGCAAUUCAUUAAGAUAUUUGGUGGCCAGGACUCCAUUUCCCUCUUGGAGAGCUGUGGAGUGGCUGACCUCAUUGCUACUUGUUUCGGAGGUAGGAAUAGACGAGUGUCUGAAGCUUUUGUCACAAGUGGGAAGUCAUUCGAGGUGCUGGAAGCUGAAAUGCUCGAUGGUCAGAAGCUGCAGGGACCACUCACUGCCAAAGAGGUGCACGAGUAUCUCACUAAGGAAGGAAAAACGGAUCAGUUCCCACUGUUCAACGUUGUACAUAGCAUCUGCUACGAAGGACUGCCCCCUAGUGACCUCCUCAAGUCAAUAGCUAAACUCUAGGAUUUUGUGCAAUUGUUAGUUGCCUGCUAUUAUUUUAGACAAAUUAUUUUUCUUAGAUUUGUAUAUAUGUUGUGAAUUGCAUUUGUAUUCAUAAAAAUUAUUUGUGUUUACCUG
Messenger RNA from Halichondria panicea, 1312 nucleotides. Its product is annotated as glycerol-3-phosphate dehydrogenase [NAD(+)], cytoplasmic-like. Gene Ontology annotation, cellular component: cytosol; glycerol-3-phosphate dehydrogenase (FAD) complex. Bases 32 to 1198 code for a protein of 388 amino acids. NCBI's taxonomy places the organism in Eukaryota, Metazoa, Porifera, Demospongiae, Suberitida, Halichondriidae. Gene Ontology annotation, molecular function: glycerol-3-phosphate dehydrogenase [NAD(P)+] activity; NAD binding; protein homodimerization activity. The record is from RefSeq and is a predicted model, not a curated record. The transcript is spliced from 11 exons. Gene Ontology annotation, biological process: glycerol-3-phosphate catabolic process; carbohydrate metabolic process.